Messenger RNA from Saccharomycodes ludwigii, 1323 nucleotides. It is a transcript of the gene ALG7, whose product is annotated as UDP-N-acetylglucosamine--dolichyl-phosphate N-acetylglucosaminephosphotransferase. Gene Ontology annotation, molecular function: UDP-N-acetylglucosamine-dolichyl-phosphate N-acetylglucosaminephosphotransferase activity. Gene Ontology annotation, cellular component: membrane. The transcript has a single exon. Gene Ontology annotation, biological process: dolichol-linked oligosaccharide biosynthetic process; protein N-linked glycosylation. The coding region runs from base 1 to 1323 and encodes 440 amino acids. Lineage: Eukaryota; Fungi; Ascomycota; Saccharomycetes; Saccharomycodales; Saccharomycodaceae. The record is from RefSeq and is a predicted model, not a curated record.
AUGGAUGCCAAUACCGGAUUCCCACUAAUAGUAUCAACAAUAAGUGGUGCCAUUGGGUACUUAGCUACAUUAUGGCUGAUACCAAGAGUUUCCCAACAAUUUGUUAAAAUUGGUCUAUUUGGAAAAGAUCUUUCCAAAAGAGAUAAACCAAUUAUUCCAGAAACAAUCGGAGCUAUUCCAGCUACAAUUUUUAUUUUAAUGAUGUUUUGUGACAUCCCAAUUUUGUUUUAUAAAGAUUUGCUCUCCAUAAAAGAACCCGCAGUCGUGCAUUUCUUUCCACACCGUAAAUUGUGUGAAUUUUUAAGUGCUGUUUUAUGCUUAGAAAGUAUUCUUUUGUUAGGUAUAGCCGAUGAUUUGUUUGACUUAAGAUGGAGACACAAAUUUUUCUUACCUGCGUUUGCGGCCAUUCCACUUCUAGUUGUCUAUUAUGUUGAUUUCGGUGUGACUACAGUAACGAUUCCUCCCUUUAUUUAUAAGAUUUUUUCUACAUUCAAGCCAACCACUAGCGCUAUGAUCACCCCUUUCCCUCAGUUUAUAGAUUUGAAAUGGGGAUAUUACGCUUAUAUGGGCUGUGUUUCUAUUUUCUGUCCAAAUUCCAUUAAUAUCUUAGCAGGUGUCAAUGGUUUAGAAGUUGGCCAAACAAUAGUGUUAUGUAUCAUCUUUCUUAUCAAUGAUGGUUUAUUUUUAAUCAAUGGUAUCAAUGAGGCUUCUAAACACUCUCAUAUGAUGUCUGCUGUUCUAAUUAUUCAGUUAUUAGGUGUCUCAUUGGCAUUAUAUCACUAUAAUAAGUUUCCAGCAAAGGUAUUUGUUGGAGAUACAUUUUGUUAUUUUGCAGGCAUGGUAUUUGCCUGUUGCGGUAUUUUGGGCCAUUUCUCAAAAACAACCCUAUUAUUUUUUUUACCCCAAAUUUUCAACUUUAUUUAUAGUGUUCCCCAAUUAUUUGGGUUAGUUCCAUGUCCUAGACAUAGAAUGCCCAAAUUUAAUGAAAAUGACGGAUUAUUAUAUCCAUCUAGGGCCAAUUUAUUGAUUAAUGAAAAAGGUGAGGCAAUCAGGAUUAAGCCUAUUGCCAAAGUUAUGCUAAAAUUAUUAUACUUAUUAAGACUAAUUGAUCUCGAAUUUGAUGAGAAAAAUGGGGAGGUUAAAUCAUGUACCAACAUGACGUUGAUUAAUUUGAUUUUAGUUUGGUCCGGCCCAUUAAGGGAAGAUAAAUUAUGCCAAAGAAUUCUUUUAAUUCAGUUUAUUAUUGGUUUGUUGGCCAUUGUUACAAGACAUGUCAUUGGUGCGUUUAUUUUUAAACAUGAUAAUUUAUGGACCAUUAUAUGA